Molecule: messenger RNA, 1335 nt
Organism: Artibeus jamaicensis (Jamaican fruit-eating bat)
Lineage: Eukaryota; Metazoa; Chordata; Mammalia; Chiroptera; Phyllostomidae
Gene: AKR7A2
Product: aldo-keto reductase family 7 member A2
Exons: 7
Coding region: 16-1122 (368 amino acids)
Source: RefSeq, a predicted model, not a curated record
GCAGGCGCGGACCUCAUGCUUCGCGGUGCAUCUCUAGCAGUAGCCGGCGCCGCGGUUCGCUGUGUGCGUAACCUCGGGCCGCCGCAGGCUCGCUCAGCCAGCGCCGCCGCCAUGUCCCGGCCGCCGCCGUCCGCCUCGGGCUCCUCGGCCCGGCCUGCCACCGUGCUGGGCACCAUGGAGAUGGGGCGCCGGAUGGACUCGCCAGCCAGUGCCGCGGCUGUGCGCGCCUUUCUGGAGCGCGGCCACACCGAGCUGGACACGGCCUUCAUGUACAGCGACGGCCAGUCCGAGAGCAUCCUGGGUGGCCUGGGGCUCGGGCUGGGUGGCGGCGACUGCAGAGUGAAAAUUGCCACCAAGGCCAAUCCCUGGGAUGGGAAGUCACUGAAGCCUGACAGUCUCCGGUCCCAGCUAGAGACAUCACUGAAACGCCUGCGGUGCCCCCAGGUGGACCUCUUCUACCUGCACGCGCCUGACCAUGGCACCCCCGUGGAAGAAACGCUGCGUGCCUGCCACCAGCUGCACCAGGAGGGCAAGUUCGUGGAGCUCGGCCUCUCCAACUAUGCUGCCUGGGAGGUGGCUGAGAUCUGUACCCUCUGCAAGAGCAACGGCUGGAUCCUUCCCACUGUGUACCAGGGCAUGUACAACGCCACCACCCGGCAGGUGGAGACGGAGCUCCUCCCCUGCCUCAGGCACUUUGGACUGAGGUUCUACGCCUACAACCCUUUGGCUGGGGGCCUGCUGACCGGCAAGUACAAGUAUGAAGACAAGGACAGGAAACAGCCUGUGGGCCGCUUCUUUGGAAAUAGCUGGGCUGAGACCUACCGGAAUCGCUUCUGGAAGGAGCACCACUUCAAGGCCAUUGCCCUGGUGGAGAAGGCCCUGCAGGCUGCUUAUGGCACCAGUGCCCCCAGCACGGCCUCGGCCGCCCUAAGGUGGAUGUACCACCACUCGCAGCUCCAGGGUGCCCACGGGGACGCGGUCAUCCUGGGCAUGUCCAGCCUGGAGCAGCUGGAACAGAACCUGUCGGCGACGGAGGAGGGGCCCCUGGAGCCCGCUGUCGUGCAGGCCUUCGAUCAGGGCUGGGACCUGGUCGCCCACGAGUGCCCCAACUACUUCCGUUAGGCCUGGACCCAACUUGAAGUGGCAGGGGGUGCCCCCGUCUGUCACCUUCACUUCUCACCCUGGCCUUAAGCUGCUCUAUUAGCCUGUUCUUUCCUCAUCGUCUCGGUUCACAGACGGUUUCCUAUAUUCUUGUACUACUCCACGUGUGUGAAGGCUAGACUUUGUUGGAAUAAAGCAGGCCCUUGACCUGGUGUUGCCCAGGCCCGAAGCCAA